UAGCAUGGAGUUGACGAGCCUGCCCCCUUGCAACACCUAGUAUGCUCCCGCACUACACAGGCAUUCAGCGACAUCGACCCGUUGCCUGCUUUAUCACAAUUCCAAGCCCUCGAAGAGGACCUACACGUGUCUAUGCCAGACCUACGCCUUGAUAGUUGUCAGAACAGUCGCUGUUCGACGCCUCACUCCAACUGGCUCACGGACGACUAUACUAUACAAUGCGGCCAAUGUGACGUACGGUUUACGGGUAAAUAUCGACGCGGAAACCUCGCGCGGCACGUUCGACACAAACAUUCCGAAUCGAGAGGCGGCCCUUACACUUGUUCUGCAAAUGGAUGCUCCAAAGUUUAUCGACGACAGGAUGCUAAGCUCAAGCAUGAACGUCAGAGGCAUGCGGAGCUUCAUUGCCCACAAGAGCAGAGCAGACAUUCGCUGCCGAUCAGACAAGGCUCAUUCAUCUCCAGUAUACACCAAGUUAUCGACUCCAACGAACAGAGCAAACCCCCUUUCCAAGGCGAAACGUUGGCUCAAACCGCACAAGUUGUAUUCAGCCAACUCUACACCAAACUCGAUUAUGACGACUACACCCGUUUUUGUGAUGCCUUUCUCGCUCAUUGGGAAGCUAUAGUUCAGGAACUUCGCAACAAGAAUUCCGAUGCCCACACUACCUAUGCUCGAGUACUUGAGGAAAUUUAUACUGUCGUCUCUGACCUCGAUUCCGCUCCACCUAAUCAACUAAUCCAGGACGACGAACUGACUAGAUCGAGUGGAAUGACAUACCAACCCGCUCUCCAUGCUCAAGACCAGUUUUACGGAGCCGGGCAUUUGAGUCUGUGCCCUGGUGUUGGCUCCAGUUCCUGGACAAGCCAAGCUCACGGGCGGGAUGGACAAACGCAGCAAUACCAAAAGAGUCAGACAGGCGGCGAGGCCUGGGUCAUCCAUAGCGACAAACCCAUAACGCUCAAGAGCAGGAACGUCGAUUGCCCGAUUUACAAGCAUAACUCAAUGCAUGGAACUCCGCUGUCCUGCCGCGGCUGUAGCAACAAUCGCAUGUCACAGAUCCGGAACCAUGUCAAUCGUAGCACUCAUAGUGGGUUUCCUCGAUUUCUCAAACAGUGUGGACGGUGCAGAGAGGAUUUUAUUGAUAGACAACUUUUCAACUCUCACAGAGAUGCGAAUCGCUGCGAAUACGUACGACAAAUAAGAGGAAAUAUCGAAAUACCCUGGGCACGACUCUAUCUUACUAUUUUCCCUAACGCGCCUCAAGUGCCCCUUCCGUAUACUGGCGAGUUCGGCUGGCUUCCCGAAGAUGUGACAGCACAAUGUCGUCCAUUGGGCCGCACCGUGUCUCGAUCCCACUCUUUUUUAGGUGAAGAGCUCGCGAGUAUGGAUGGUGAUCAAACGCAAUCGCAAUCCAUGAAUGAUCUCAUUGUUAAUCGUCCCGAUUAUCACGCUGUGCUAAACUUCAUGCUCUCCGACGCAAUGAAUCCUAUGGAGCAAGAACUAUUUCAGACUCACCAGGCUGAUCCGAACAGGGCAGUUUCUGAAGGGGUCAUUGCUAGGGCAAGGCCUGACGACGCCUCUGCCCAUUACCUGAGCAUCCUCGAGCGCGAGCCGGAUUCGUUUCUUCGUGCAUUUAUCAUGGCUCCCCGAUUCCUUAGCUCAGAGCGCCUUCAGUUCAUGGCCGAUCUAGCCGAAGCAUUUUACAACGCAACCCAAACGUACCGAAACCGUCCCUCGAACCAAAUCUAUGCUCCUGAUGUUGCAGACUCGACACCAAGCUAUCACGGUUUCCCUAUGCAUCACCAGGAUCCUGUUGCUUACGCUCCACCUUAUCACCAACCAAUCGGAGUGGAUGAGUAUUAUGGCGGUCAUGAUAUGAGUACUCAGCCAAGCAGUCAAGGCGUUGACUCAAACUCUGCUCCUUUCGGGUCAACCCAGCCUUCUACAGCACCUGAUCCGAGCGACCCUACACUUCUGAGUCCUUUCAACUCCGGCGACUACCGCCGGACGUCUUUGGCUUCCACAGGUGUUCCCGAAGUAAACUUGCAUCCGGCAGGGCUACGUAACGUCAUCUCAUCGCCAUCUAAUCAGCAUGCUUCGCCCGAUGUGUCAUCGUACAGUGGUCUCGUUUACUCUCCAUCGGGUGAUCGCAUUGAUUACGGCAACGUAUAUGAUCCUCUUCUAGAUCUGACCUGGUACAAUUGGCCGCAGGAAUCUUGAGUGUAUAUUGAAGCUGAUCAUCGGAGUUCUUUGGAGGUUUCCUUGCACAAGUUUCGUAACAUUAGAAACACUUCAUCUUGUCUUCUCUCUCAUUGGAGUAUGUUGUU
This is a messenger RNA of Dothidotthia symphoricarpi CBS 119687, 2330 nucleotides long. RefSeq lists its product as uncharacterized. The record is from RefSeq and is a predicted model, not a curated record. The transcript has 3 exons. The coding region runs from base 133 to 2223 and encodes 696 amino acids. Lineage: Eukaryota; Fungi; Ascomycota; Dothideomycetes; Pleosporales; Dothidotthiaceae.